This is a messenger RNA of Triticum turgidum subsp. durum (durum wheat), 1020 nucleotides long. The record is from the annotation of a GenBank genome assembly. Lineage: Eukaryota; Viridiplantae; Streptophyta; Magnoliopsida; Poales; Poaceae.
AUGUGGAUCCGUGCUGCCAUAAACCGCAGGGCACGGUUUAUCCAGCUUAGUCAUCAUCCAAGGGAUGAUGCCUUCUCUGAUCUUGAGCACGUGCCGUUCAUCUCCUGCCACCUGAAACACCUGCACCUGUCUGGCACAAUGUUGCGAGACAAGACACUAAUGCAGCUCUCUUCUCAGUGUCCUUCUUUGGAAGUCCUGGAACUCAAGGAGUGCUUCCUGUAUGCCCCCCAGAUAUCAUCUGCCUCACUUAUUAGUUUGACCAUGGUUGAGUGCAGGAUCAUGGCUGACCUGUCCAUCGCUGCUCCAAGCCUUGUAUCACUGUGCUGUGUCAUACCAUACCACCGUGCUCCGUCGUUUGAAAACCUGGGGUCGCUGGCUACCGGCACCAUCAUGUUAAAUGACUCUUUCUUGCAUGAUAAGUUUGAAUACAAGUACAAAGAUCGCGAUGAAGAUGCAUUUGAAUGUGAUAGCGGCGACGACAGUGACUCUGAUGAUGACCACUGUGAUAGUGAUACUGAUACCGACUUGAGAACUUCUGACAUAUUGGAUGGUGCUAAAGUUUUAGGUGGCCAAAAUGUUAUCCGCAGCCUUUCAAAUGCUACAAGUUUAGACCUGAUAGCUGAUGCCGGAGAGUUGAUUCUGAAUAGGGAAUUGGAAAUAUGCCAAAUUUUUAGCAACCUGAAGGUGUUAACCCUUGGUGAAUGGUGUAUGGCUGCCGACUUCUAUCCGUUAGUUUCAUUCUUGCAGCAUGCUCCAAAUCUGGAGUCUCUUUUUCUUAAACUUAAAACGGAUCAUGAGGAAAUAGAAGACAAUAUCAGACUGGAGGGUAUAUCAUUUGCUUGCAAGAACCUUACAAUGGUCAAGAUAAAAUGUCCCAAGGAUGACGAAAGAGUUCCUGUGUUAACACAAAUGUUCAUGGCUAAUGGCAUACCCAUCGAAAAGAUAGAUGUCUGUCACCGUCAGACUCGCAAAACUUGUCAUCAAUCCUUGGCCCUAAGGCGUGGAUAUGCUGCUUUGUAG